This is a messenger RNA of Drosophila mauritiana, 1176 nucleotides long. RefSeq names its product magnetosome-associated protein MamJ. The transcript has 2 exons. The coding region runs from base 50 to 856 and encodes 268 amino acids. The record is from RefSeq and is a predicted model, not a curated record. Lineage: Eukaryota; Metazoa; Arthropoda; Insecta; Diptera; Drosophilidae.
AAUAAGUGUUCUUUCAAGUGUUCUUGUGUUUUAAGCAUUUAUCAGAAAGAUGAACAAUAUGAUCAUUUUCAAGAAAUUACGCAAUCGUGUGGUUCCAUACUCCCCACCGGCGAGAUUGAAUCGCAGGAAUAACCGGAAUCGCGUUCGGAAUGCGCCAGCACCACAACGUAACAACUCUGUUCAGGUUGAGGCUACUCUUGGAGAAAUAGCUCCGACUAUGGCUGAAGUUACCGUUCAUGGUGAGUAUACGGCUGAGGCUGAGGUUCAAGUUACUGCAGAGGCUGACCCUAAUACGGAGUUUGGAGUUAUGGCCGAUGUUGACCCUCUGCCAGAGGUUGAAGUUUUGGCCGAGGCUGACCCCAAUAUGGAAGUUGAUGUUUUGGCCGAGGCUGACCCUAAGGCUGAGGCUGAAGUUUUGGCCGCUGAUGACCCUAAUACGGAAGUUGAUGUUUUGGCCGAGGCGGACCCUAAGGCUGAGGCUGGGAUUGAAGUUAUGGAGGAGGCUAACCUUAAGACUAAUACUGAGGAUGAUGAUAUGUCUGAGGCUGACAUUGACCCUAUGACCGAGGUUGAAAUGAUGGCUGAUGCUGACCCUAAGGCUGAGGCUGAAGUUUUGGCUAGGGCUGACUCUAAGGCAGAGGAUAAAGUUUUUCCCGAGGUUGAGAUUGAAGUUCUUGCCGAGGCUGACCCUGAGAUGGAUGUUGAAGUUAUGGCCGGAGCUGAUCCUACGACUGAGGCUGAGAUUGAAGUUAUGGAGGAGGCUGACCCUAAGACUAAUACUGAGGAUAACGCUGAUGCUGACCCUAAAUCUGAGGAGGAGGAUCAAGUCAUGGCAGAGGUCUCAGUCAGAGCCUAAUUUCAGCUGUUGGAAGAAAUGGUUCUUCUGAAACAAAUGAAGAUAACGAAUUUAUUGCUUUGAAGUAGCCGACACUUCAAAUUCUUUAGACCCAAAACGCACCAUUAUCCCGAAAACACCAAAAAUCUAUUCCCAGACUGUUAUCGUUAAUUGCCCACAUCGCUUAAAGGAGAUUGAUUGUUUCAUUGAUGCCUUUACCCCCCUUCCACCUUUUCCACCCCACAUAAUGGAGCAAAUUGGAGACGUUGCCGCCCAUAUGGCGUAUAUGAAUACAUAUAUAUUGAAUCGCAUAUUUAUUUAUAAAGGGGCUGAUUACACAA